GCGAGUGGGAACCGGGUCGUGUGCGCGUACGCUGUCAAGUAGUCCUCGCGCUUGCGCGGGUCGUUGUGCCAUGAAGCAGAAAGGAAAGAGCAAAAAAUGAACCAAGCAAAGCGGUACGCAAGGAAGGAUGUGGAGAUCCGAAGCUGAAUUGUAAUAUUUAUCUGCCAGGACCUUCACGGAAGGAAUCGGUCAAGAAAGCUUCCCUUGAACGUUGUUUUCUCUGUGCACGAAGGGGAAAAUAAUACAGCUAUAUAAAAGAAAACUGCAGUUCAGACUUGUACAUUGUCAGUAAAACGACGGAUUUAUUAUCCGUGGGGCUAAGGAGGACAAACCAAAGAUGCCGAAGAAGUUGCACGCAGCCCCACCACGCGACUGCCUCUCUGCCGUUAUGGUGCUGCUUGUGUUGCCCCGUUGUCUACUUCCUAUCUGGGCAGACAACAGCACUGCACCCAAGGAGGAACAGUAUAACGCUUUACUUAAGGUCAAUAUUUUGGACUCCAGCGGUAACAACCACAAAGUACUGAAGAUAGAAGAUGGCCGAUAUGGUCAAGAGUCUCCCAAAGCUGAAGCCAAAGGGGUAGUCAUUGCACCGGUUCCAAUUCACGGAGUUGCAGACCGGCUGGGCUGUGGUCCUCAGACACGUUUUAUUGUUCCACCAAAUAUCAAACAUUGGAUUGCACUGUUACAACGAGGAAAUUGUACAUUUAAGGAAAAGAUUUUGAGAGCGGCCAUGUUUAAUGCUAGUGCUGUUGUCAUAUACAACAAUAUAUCCAAAGAGGAGGCUGUCAUAAUGGCACACACAGGUACUGGAGAUACAGUAGCAGUGAUGAUUACAGAGUCCAAAGGAAAAGAAAUCUUGAGCUACGUGGAAAAGAAUCUUACUGUUAUCAUGUCUAUUGUGGUUGGAACUCGUGGUACACCGAAGAAUUUCAACCGUGGCUCAUUGGUUUUUGUCUCUAUCUCCUUCAUUGUUCUCAUGAUAAUUUCAUCAGCCUGGCUUAUCUUCUAUUUCAUCCAAAAAAUUCGCUAUGCAAAUGCUCGCGACAGGAAUCAGCGUCGAUUAGGAGAUGCAGCCAAAAAAGCAAUUGGCAAGCUAAACACUAGAACAGUAAAGAAAGGAGAUAAGGAAACAGACCCUGAUUUUAACCACUGUGCUGUCUGCAUUGAAGGCUACAAGAUGAAUGAUGUGGUUCGUAUUCUUCCAUGCAAACACGUGUUCCAUAAGGUGUGUGUAGAUCCCUGGCUAAAUGAACACUGUACCUGCCCAAUGUGCAAGCUUAAUAUUCUUAAGGCACUUGGAAUUACACCUAAUUUACCUUGUGUGGAUAAUGUUGCUUUUGAUAUGGAAAGACUAACUAGAGGUCCAACAGCUAAUCAAAGAUCAUCUCUUGGAGAGCACACCAGUGAUAGCUCAAUCAGCCUGGAACCACUGAGACAUUCAGGAAUGUCACAGAUUCACUCAGAUGCCGAACUAACACCUCGCUCCGGAGAGAUCAACAUUGCUGUCACUAGUGGAAAUUUCUUUACUCGCAGCUCUCUGUCCCCUCGCAAUGUGGUCUGUGAGAUUGAACUCCCAGAUAUGCAGCCCUCCUUGGAUCGCUAUGAUGAAAACAAGUCGUGAGGCCUUUCUCUGUCACAUUUUACAGUUUUUUGUGUGGUUUGGAGCAUAAUAAUUGCAGACAUUUUUUUAAAUCGGUGUUAAUGCGCAGACAGCACACACAUAAACUAAAGUCACCGAAUGUACUGGAAAAAUAUUGCUUUUCUUGAAAUGUUUAUCAGAUUUUUUUGGCACUUAGAAAUGUACAGCGUUUUCAUCUUUUUUUUUUUUUUUUUUUUUUAAAUUGCUGCUGCUGUUAUUCUUAGUGGAAUAACUUGACCUAAUACCUGUUUUAACAAAUGGACUAAUAGAACAGAAGUAAAUCAAGAAGGGGACCUGCAUUUGAAAAAGGGGCAAGAGAGAAAGAGAGUUUUUUGUUUUCCUUUUUUCAGACAUACUGUAGAGUGUUCAUAUUGCCAUGAAUUUAUCAUGCAUACAUGAUUCCCAUACUGUUUGUAUCAGUGUAGCAGGACCAAAACUGUGUGCACAGAAAACAUCUUUUGGAUUUUUUUUUGUGAUAUUUUUAACAAACUAUAAUGGAUUGAAUGGAAUGAUUAAAAGGAUAUUUGGAUAUUUUACCUUUAUUGGGGGAAAAAAUGACCAAGGCCUCAGUAAAGUGUUAUUAGCUAGCCCUCUAUUUUGAGGCACAGUGUUCAGUAGGGUUUCAUUUCAUGUGCCAGGAUAGGCCAGCCUAGGCUAGACUAAUGUGAAAAAUGGAACAGUAUUUGUUAAGCGAUAGGUCAGUAUUUAUUUUGCAAAACAUAUUUUUAUUAAUAAGUAAAAAUGUACUAUUUAAUUUUAAUCCAUAUACUAUUGAGUAUUAAAAUGUGCAUGUAUGCUAAACCAAAUCCAAUCCACUGAAAAGGAUGGUUUGGUAAGGUUUGAUUUAGUUGGAUCUAGAAGUACAACUACAAUGGAAUUUUCCUAAAUUUUGUUAUAUUCCUUCAUUGUUGUGUUUCUGUGGUGUUACCUUCUUUUGAACUUAUAAGGUUUUAACUUGUAAGAUUCCAAGUAAUAUUAAAUGGAAUAUCUUUCCAAGCUACUUUAUUUUUAGCAUUAAUAAACUAAGAGAUACAGUGAGUCAGGUCAGGGUUCCUCCUAGUAGGCAUUGACAGAAAAGUAUCAAAAGUGUCCUUUUUAUACUCUGUAAUGUCCAUAUUAGAAUAUAGUUGCCUUAAGCUGUAAUAACUCUGUUAUUUGCUCUCUCUAUGGGUCUGAGAAAUUAUCAUGGACUUUGCUUUGUGUUUGAUAUUUUAAAUUACAGAGUCAAACAUGUUCUAAAUGAGUGGUAAUAAUAUGAAUGGUAACUCUUGUCAUAUUUCCAAAAUGUGUUUCAUUUAUGGAGUCAACAUAUUUUUGUUGUAAAAAAUAAUUUUGACUCUGAGGCAUAAACUCAAAUUAAAACAUUUAACUUGAAUGGUUGAAACUAUAUUUUCAACAAAUCUCUUACAAAAGAAUUCCUAUGCCCAAAUGCUUCCAUUUGCUUUAUUUAACUUGCACAUCUUUGAAUUAAUUUUGAAUUCUAUAAUUAGUGUACAGUGUUCCUUUAUAUCUCAAGAUAUUACUUAAUUUUUAAGUGACCUUGGAGUUUAAUAAGGGCAAAUGUAUUCCAGAGGUCACUACAAAGAUAUUGCAUAACAAGAACAGCAUAAAGCUUAAAAAAAAGUAAUGUAUACAACAGUCUGUUCAUGUUUGUGUUUGUAUAUACAUUUUUUUUAUCCCCAUGAUCUCGUUUAAGUUGCUGUGUACCUUUGUUGGUAUUUUGCCUUGCCUUUUUAAUGGGCUCAUGCUAAUGAUUAAAAAUACACCUUUUAAUGACCACAUUUGAGGAACAUAUGAAGUGUCUUCAGAUUUUGAUUGAAUUCUCAACAUCAGAGCCUUCUCACAAAUACAGUUCUUUUAUAUUUUUAUACAAAUCAUGGAAUCUUAUUUGCUCAAAAAUUCACCGUAACAAGCAGGUCUAUAUCAGUUGUUUCUAAGUUCAGUGCUGAGGGAACCCCGUGGCUGCAAGCUUUUGUUCCACCUAGUUUGACAAUUAUUUAGGUAGGUGUUGUUAGGAUUGGUGGCUCUGAGCUAAGGAUGUGUGCUGGUAUUUGGAACGUUGCCAGUUCAAAUCUCAUUACUGCCAGGAGGGAUCCUACUCCAUUGGGCCCACGAGAAAGGCCCUUAUUCUGAAAAUUGCUCCAGGGACUCUGUACAAUGACUGGCCAUGCACUCUGACCUCCAAAGGUCAUUCAAUAAGACAGUUUCCCCUUGGGGAUUAAUAUAGUGUACCAAAUACUAAAAUUCUACCUGUAAUUGAUCACAUUGUUUAAUUACAUAAUUUCUUUUAAAUCUGCAUUUGAAAAAGUUAAGUAAUGUUAGAUUUCCAUUCAUAAGAAAUUUAUAAAUAUUUGUAUAUUUCACCUUCAAGAUUUGUCUCUAAGCAUUACUCUUGAAGAUGACACCCUUUCACCAUCAGUCAUUUUUUUAGGAAUCUUGGUGUGACUCUGAAUUCCUCAGUUUUAUUCAUCAAAUAUUUUUCUUCAAUAAACCAAUUGUGUUGUUUCUUUGUUCAUAAUAUUCCUCACUAUUUAUGCCAUGCAACUCCUUCUUCAGGCAUUGGCUCUCUCUCGACUGGACUAUUGACACUAUCUCCUGAUGGGGCUUCCUUCAACUGCUGUCAGACCUCUCCAGUUUCUCCAGAAUGCAGCUGCUCAACAGGUGUUCUCUGUUCCUCUUUCCACUCCUAAUACUCCUCUGCUCCAAUCUGUCAACUGACUUCCUAUUGCUGCAAAUCUCUGAAUGGUUCUGCUCCUUCGUAUCUACAGUCAUUUGUCUCUCCACAUGUCCCUUCAAGAAGUGUCUUUUCUGCCUCUCUCUGUUUGCUGAUCAUCUCUCCUCUUGCCAGAUGUUUCAGUACUGGACAAUACCUAUCUGUUCUUGUUCCAAAGCUGUGGAAUGAUCUGCCUUUGUCUACACGUCUGCAUCCAGUUUGUUCAUGUUUAAGUGGCUUCUACUGUUAUUGUACUGACAAAGGGUAUAGGAAAAUGAUUUUUGACUUGACUAUGACAAAAAUAGAAAUAUUUCAAAGUUUUAUAGGAAUAUAAAUCUCACAUUACUACUCUUCUUUAAGGGAAGGAGAAGGAGAAAAUAAUGGAAAAUGUUAAAGCUAAUUAAAGUGAAAGUGACUUGCUGAUAAUGAAACUGUGUGGAACAAAAACCUGCAGGCACAGAAAUCCACCCAGACUGAACUUGGAAGCCAAUGUUCUGUAUAAAUCCAGAACAAUUCAAUUUGGUCCUUGCAGGUCCUUGAAUUAAUAGCUUAAUUAGAAGUCAGUACUUGCCAGUAACAGAACCUAUUUAAUUUUAUGUCCUCUUAAUAUUUUUCAUUCUGCCAUAUCCCGUCAUUCAUAAUAUUUUAGGAUUUUUCUUUUCAAAAAUAUUAUACAAAUGAGUUGUGGGCUUGAGCAGAUUAGUAGUUAUCAAUUUUUUUUCUCUUCCAUUUCUUUCCAAAUAUUUUAUUAGAUCAGAGACCUUAUGAUGAACACAUACAAGUGUAAAUGGGACCAAGUUAGGUGAUCGGCUGCUGAACACUUUGUGUUUUGUAUCCCAUUGUUAAUUGGCAGAUGGUUAAAAAAACAGAAACCAUUAAAACAGUUAGUAAAACUCUUUAAGGUUAAAGGAAGUGAUCAAGGGUUGUGAAUCUGAAUAUGUGAGUUAAUAAAAUAAAGCACAAAUAUCUUGAUUGAACAUUAAUUGCUUUAGCAGCAAUAAGCUCCUUCUAAUUAGGAAAUUGAUUUAGAACAAAAACCUGCAGACACUGCUACCCAAAAGGACCAAACUUCAGCACCCCAAUGUACAGUAAAUGGUAUAAAUAAUUGUUUUAAAAUCUGAGAUUAUACUUUUGUGAAUAUCUUUGUUUUUAAUUUUUCCAUCCUAAUGCAUGCUUCAAAAUGUAAUGUUUUAUGAUGUAUAUUUCUGACUACUGAAUACUUCAUAAUUGCUCCAUUUAAAUACCUUUAAAAAGGACUUAUUUAGCAUGAGGAAACCCUAAUAUUUAAUGUGUCCUUAUUAAACCUCGUUUUCCUUC
This is a messenger RNA of Erpetoichthys calabaricus (reedfish), 5669 nucleotides long. RefSeq names its product ring finger protein 130 (gene rnf130). The transcript is spliced from 9 exons. NCBI's taxonomy places the organism in Eukaryota, Metazoa, Chordata, Cladistia, Polypteriformes, Polypteridae. The record is from RefSeq and is a predicted model, not a curated record. The coding region runs from base 338 to 1621 and encodes 427 amino acids.